Molecule: messenger RNA, 2076 nt
Organism: Chara braunii
Lineage: Eukaryota; Viridiplantae; Streptophyta; Charophyceae; Charales; Characeae
Source: the annotation of a GenBank genome assembly
UCGAUCACCCAUCCCUCAUAUUGAUCUUUUUUUUUUUUUUGAAAAUUCGACCGAAAAGGUGAUGCCCUAUUGGUUGUCAUGCUACGUAGGAGGUAGAGGUCGUAAGGGUCCGAGUGAUGCGGAUAAGAGGUACAACAACAGGUCGAAACUGUAUCGCGACAAGCUGCGGGCUCUCGACUGGGUCGGUGUGGCCGGCAAGGCCGGGUGCGGCGCUGCUGUGUUUCUGACGGAAGACGAAGGGGCGACCUGGUACUGUUGUGGUGGCAUCAUCAGGUCUGAAAUUGACAAGGCCACGGCGGAGAAGGGCAAGGUCGACGAGCGAGAAUUGAGGAAGUUCUUCCUCACUUCGGUGUACGAUGAGCAGGGUACUGACUGGGUCAAGACUGACCACAAGGCGAGCCUCGACCUCGCUCUAUUCAAGGGGUAUGGUCAGAAGGUAUUCGCUAUGAAAGCCUUUGGCAGCAAGCGAGAUGGGAAUGUGUUGAGGAUGCUCUUACCCAUUGAAUUCCUCGGCAUGACCAACGGUUAUAGGAAAAGUGGUCAAUUCCCGACGGUCGCCGCUGGUCACCAACUCACGUUACCUAUUGUCCCGUUCGACGAUCCUGCCGAAAGUCUCGCAGGCUUAUCAGUGGCACAUCCAGGUGAAGGCUUUUGCGACGUGAAUGAGCUGUGGCAAAGUGGUGGAGGUGCCGAAGCUCGGGUGAGGGCCGAUGUAGAACACGACAAGGAUGAAGGGGAGUGUGGUAGUGGCGAGCGGCGAGAACACGUUCGAGGAGCUGUUGACCACAUGGAGUGGGAAAAGGUUGAGGUGAGCGGUGGGGUGGGCGGUGGCAGUGUGAGUGGUUCGGAAAUGGAAGACGAGGAAUUGGAAGACGAAGGAGGAGAUGCCGGUGUUUCCGCGGGGCUAACUUCCAAGAGGAAGGGAAAACGCACAGCGCAAUCGUCGCCGACGCCAGCUGCGCCUAAGAAGCAGUCUCGAAGGAAAGUUAUGGACGAAGCUCGGGUCGCCUUGGAUGCAUCUCAAGGAAAGCUUGGUGAAGCCGAUGUGAAAUGCAAAUCAAGUGCUCGGGUUCGCAAAACGUCACAACCCAGGAGGCCCGUGCGGCCAUCAAGGCGCCAGAAAUCGGACGACUCCAGCGACGAUGCUGAAGGGGUGGCCCCUCGAUUGCUCCCCCUCCCUGACGACGACGAGCAGGAGACGAAGAAACCCAGUGUGGUCAAUAUGACGCAGUGCUUCUUCCUCGAGUAUGACGACGACGGCAAAAAGAGAAGAGACCCGCCGAGGGUGGUCAUUGACGUCGUGCAAAUUCUUCCAAUUCCCAUGGGAGAUAUCGCCUUCAAUCAGCGAUCGCUGAACCCGGUCAUCGUUGCAGGCAUCGAAGCGGCAAUUGAUGCAUCAACUCGUCCAAGGUCAGAGGAUGAUCCGGCUCCAUGGGAUCCACCGGAGUUGGUGCUGGCUCCGAUUACGCCAUCAAUGGACGAGAACAGCCAAGGGAUACGCGUCCUUCCACAGGACUUCGAUCCCGAUAGGGCAGAUGAGUAUUUCAAUUACCCGGUUGCCGACCAACAUACUUCCGAAGCUAUGAAAAGAGCAGUGGCGAAGAAAUCUGCAGUAGUGGAGGUGUUCGACUUUCAGAAUUAUGAUCGUGUGCGGAUCAUUUAUUUCGACGACGACCAUACGAACGGGUACGCGUAUGUUUCGAUAUACGGCACCAUGAGAGCUGACCGUGCUAUGUUGCCGUCGUUCCACCAAGCCUGGGAGGACAUCAGAGGAUUUUGGGACUCUAAAAAACGGAUCGGCCCUGUGGGGAACGUGUCCAAAGGGAAUCCCGCCGGUUUGACGCACCAGGAAAAGUGGAGGAAAUUUUUGAGGGCGUGCAUGGGGAAGUCAUGUGAGAAAUCACUGUGAACCGAGUGUUUGGCUCCGAAGUGGCAACAGGACUGGACGAACAGAAUGAGGGGAUACAUGAAUGUCGCCACAUGCAAGGACAGGAUAUGGACAUUGGUAAAGGAGUUUUUUCUGAAGUUCGAGGCGGGGGAGUUGCCGCUACACGACAACAAAUGCCCAAUUGACUU